Molecule: messenger RNA, 447 nt
Organism: Brenthis ino (lesser marbled fritillary)
Lineage: Eukaryota; Metazoa; Arthropoda; Insecta; Lepidoptera; Nymphalidae
Source: the annotation of a GenBank genome assembly
AUGAAAAAGAUAAAAUUUCAACGACCUAGACCCUCGCAGCACACCGCCUGCUUCAUGGACCCGACUGCUGCUUUUAGUAUAGUUCACAACAUGCAUGUUCUACUCUUAAACAGUAUUAACAUCGACACAUCUAAUGGGGAUCGACAAGCACCUAAAAGUUCACAAGUGCGACACCGCGGAUUCGUGGCGUGGUGGACAGGCGUGGCGGCGAGGGCAGCGAGGGCGGCGAGGGCGGGCGGGGGUGGCCGGCGAGUGUGGCUCACACGUGGCACGCGGGCGGAGAGCGCGCGGGCAGGCGGCCUCGCCACACGGCGCACUCUACCCCACUCGCCUUACCUGGAAAUGUUAAGGAAAUUCUUAUUGCCCUGUGCAACUUAUCACAGUCAUUUAGCUGCGCUAGCAUUGAUAAGUCUCGCUUUGACAGCGUCUUCUGUUUAUUUAUUUGUU